Molecule: messenger RNA, 3486 nt
Organism: Chenopodium quinoa (quinoa)
Lineage: Eukaryota; Viridiplantae; Streptophyta; Magnoliopsida; Caryophyllales; Amaranthaceae
Exons: 6
Coding region: 750-3113 (787 amino acids)
Source: RefSeq, a predicted model, not a curated record
GCGUGAAAAUUACGCGCCAAAAUCAACAAGAAAAGAAGAGUAAAGUCAAAUCAUUUUCAGUGGGCCCUACAGUCAAUGCUUUGCUGGAACCGACCACUUUCAGCUUUUAGUAUGGCACAACAGCUUUUAUUUUCUCGUUAUAUUGCUUCUAUUCUUAAUUUUUUUUUCUAUUUUUUUCCUUGAAAAAAUCAAGAAAAUACAAUAUGUUACGUAUUAAUUUUAUUUAAUUAAUUUUCUUGGGUAUGUGUUUUUUUUUUUUUAUUUAAUCAACAAUUCCCUUUUUGAAGAGCACGAGAUGUCUGUCAUAAUGGUGUUGAAAUAAGUAGUAUCUUACAUGUGUGUUCUUGUUUUUUUCCUUCUUUAAUUAUUCAUUUUUUCUGGGUUUUAGGAAUUCUCAAAAUUCCCCCUUUUUUCAUACACUGAGUUACUUCACUUAAAAAUCUAGAAAAAUACAAAUAAAAAUUGUAAAAAAAAAAAAGUUGAAAACCCAUAAAAAAAAAUCUGGGUUUUUCUUAGAUUUUAAUUGGGGAAUAGCUUUUGUCAAAAAAAAAUAAUAAUAAUUGGGGAAUAGCUUCAGGUUGAUUUUAAGUAAAGGGUGUUUUUAAUUUUUCAUAUAUACCUUACAUUUUUCAUGCAUUUAGAUGUUGGUGGUCCUAAUUUCCAAAUCGAAAGCUGCAAUUUUUAGGAUUUGUGGCAUUAGAGUUGCUGUUAUACCUCCUCCUUGAAGCUAAUUUUGUUGGAAAUAAGCAAUGAGAUUAGGCAUUCAACAGAAUGAUAUCGACUCAUCCACUGGGCAAAGUCUUUCUGGCAGUUUCAGAAAAUCUACAUCUGUAUUCGGAGAAAAUGACUCUUCACCUGGACAUGAUGUGGAUGGAAGUUUCAGGAAAUCCAACACUGGGUUUCAUCAUAAUGAUCUGGACCUGUACUCAGCACAAACUUUCGACGAAAGUUUUAGAAAACCAAAAACUGGGGUCUGCAAGGGUUCUUCUGGCUUGUCAUCUCUUAACAAGUUAGCUCCUAUCUCCAAAAGAGCCUACAAAUCACUCAAAGACUGCGCAAGAAACUUAGUUGACUCCGAACUUUUUAUUCAGAGCCUAGAAGAUUGGAUUUUGGAAAACUCUCUUACAGAUUCCAACCAUGAAUAUUCGUUUGACUCUCCUUUCCAGAUUGAUGAACUCCGUCAGCUUGACUAUGCUUUAGAGGGAACCUUUUUUCAGCAACUUUUUCGAAUGCCAACUUCCUUAUACUGCUCUAGUGAUUUAAAAGAAGAGGAAUAUUUUGCUCUCGAAGAUUUCCUCCACACCAUGGCUGAUGGAUUAUGGCGUACCUUUUGGCAUAAGAGUUCCCCUUCGCCAUUUGUUGUGUCUUGUGCUCGUCAUCCUCGAUCAAGGUUCUAUUCUCUAGAUAAAGCGAUAUCAAGGGGAAAAGUUGCAGAGCUUUGUGGUGCAGCUUUAAUUGCAAGAGACGGAAAUGAUGUAAAUAUCCAUUGGGACCAAGUGGUUCAAUUAUCGUUAUUCAAACCUGAUAUAAUGCUGGGAAAUAAAUUGGGGAUCUCACUGAAUGCACUAAGUGAAGCCCUUUUCUAUGGUUUUCAUAUACUUAUUUCAAGGAGGCUAAGCAAACGUUGCGAGUUCAAUGAUAAUUCUGUUUACAUUAUGGUUAUGGAUUCUAAGUUUGGAGCAGUGGUGAAGCUAACUGGUGAUGUUUGUCAUCUUGAGCUGAAUGUGGAUAAUCCAUAUCAGGCAGUGGCGGAAUGGAUGAAGACUUAUUCAGAGGUCAGUGUUUCUACAGUGGACAGAAUAUGGAAUAAGCUAGGAAAUGCCAACUGGGGGGACUUGGGAACUCUGCAGCUUCUCUUGGCAACUUUCUACUCUAUUGUCCAAUUUGGUGGUUCGCCAAGAAAAUCAAUAGCCUCACUAGCAUCAGAUCACAGCCUCCGACUUCAGAAAAGAAGAAUUGAGUGUCAUCUUUUGGAGACUGAAACGGGUAAGCAUCCCUCUCAUGACUAUGCACAAGGAGAAAGAGAAAUUGUAGAGCUUGAGCAUGAAGUUAAUCCAGCAAUUAUGCAUCAAGCAUCACACCUGAUGCUACAAGAGGGUGACAUUAUACAUGUUGAAGAUCAGCAGCAAGGUGAAAAGAGUUUUCAAAUCCACGAGCCAUUGUUUGAUGAAAAAUCCUUUUGCUAUAGUGCUUUAUCUCUAGAAAAUCCCACACAGUUGUUGACUUUAUAUGUGGGUGCUCAUCCAUCUAGAUUAGAACCAUCAUGGGAAGAUAUGAGUUUAUGGUAUCAAGUACAAAGGCAAACCAAAGUUCUAAAUGUCUUGAGGCAGGCCGGGAUAUCAAGCAAAUAUUUGCCUGAAAUUGUGGCCUCUGGCAAAAUGUUGCAUCCGGGUAGUUGUAAGAAAAAAAACCCAAAUGAGAAAUGUGAUCAUCCAUUGUGUGGAACACCGGUUCUUGUAAUUUUUCCCAUUGGCGAGCCUGUUUCAUCCAUUGUUUCUCAAGAUGGGCCAUUUUCCUGCGAGGAGGUGAUCCGUUGCUGCAGAGAUUGUUUAGCAGCUUUGAGAAGUGCGAAGAUAGCAAAUGUUCAGCAUGGAGACAUUUGUCCGGAGAAUGUGGUACGUGUUAGUGAUGCUCAGGGCUCAAGCAGUAGCUUCUUUUACGUCCCAGUAUCAUGGGGACGGGCUGUUUUGGAGGAAAGAGAUGGCCCUGCAAUGAACUUAUUUUUUUCGUCAUCCCAUACUCUUCAGCACGGGAAACUUUGCCCUUCGUCUGAUGUGGAGAGCCUUGUUUAUUUACUGUACUUCUUGUGUGGAGGAAAUAUGCAACAACAAGAUUCAAUAGAAUCUGCUCUGCAAUGGAGGCAGAGGAGCUGGGCAAAGAGACACAUUCAGAGGCACCUUGGUGAAGUUUCUGCUAUUCUGAAGGCGUUUGCUGAUUACGUAGACACCCUAUGUGGGACCCCAUAUCCAGUUGACUAUGAUGGAUGGUUAAAAAGAUUGGAUAAGACUGUUAAUGAGUCAGCUGACCAGGGAAAGCUGGUCGAAGAAAUGGCACUUAACAUGAGAAUUGAAGAUAUUGCUGGUUCUUCGGGGAUAUCUGAAGGCGGUUCUUGAUCUUCCUGCUGCUGUCAUUGUACUUUGCAUGAGUUUUAUGUUUUGUUAAUGUAUAAAAGGCUCAAAAACUGCCAUUAGUUUAUCUAGGAAAUCUUUAUUGUGGCUGCGCAAUGCGCAAAUGUUGUGCAGGAUCCUAUUGAUCCAGUGACCAUGUAAUAGUUCAGCUUUCCAGCUGAACAUAGGUUUCUCUUGGAGAUACGACAUAGUUUUGUAAAUGAGCUAACUAAGCUUAAAUACAUUAGGGGCAUCAAGGGUGCCAAUUUGUGCACAUUUCAUGUAAUGCAACUGUAUUGGAAGCUGCAAAGCAUGUCUGAUCUGUUUACAGUAUCUGUACUAGUUAGACAGGAAGGUGCAUAAGCAUCAGUCUUUGCAA